AUGGGCGACCCCUCUCCGGACGCGCGGGCCCGCCCCUCCAGCCUUCACCCCCUCAGCCCCCCGCCCCCCGCCGUCAUUGGCCGGGGCGGGGCGGGCACCUGCGGCCACGUGGCGGCGGGCGGGGCUGCGCGGGACUGUGCCCGGGACCGUGGCCGCCGGCUGCCAGGAGGGGCCCGGGCCAGGGCCCCCAAGCAGAGCUGCGACCCCAGCCUUCCCUCGCCGCCGCGCCCUGCCCAGCACACGCAGGACGCUGCCCGGAAGCCGGGCGGCACCGAGGGAGGCAGCAUGGCCCAGACGCCUCCCGUGCAGGAACUCUUCCACGAAGCCGCCAGGCAGGAGGCGCUGGCCCAGCCGCGGCCCUGGUGGAGGGUCCCCCUGCUCAUGUGGGAGCCCGUGCUCUUCGGCACCUGGGACGGCGUCUUCACAUCCUGCAUGAUCAACAUUUUCGGGGUCGUCCUCUUCCUGAGGACUGGCUGGCUGGUGGGAAACACAGGCGUGCUCGUGGGCAUGGUCCUGGUGUCUUUCGUCGUCCUGGUGGCCCUCAUCACCGUGCUGUCCGGCAUCGGGGUGGCUGAGCACUGCGGCGUGGGCGGCGGCGGCGUCUACUCCAUGGUCUCGUCCGUGCUGGGUGGCCGCACAGGGGGCACGGUCGGGCUGCUCUACGUGUUCGGGCAGUGUGUUGCAGGCGCCAUGUACAUCACCGGCUUCGCUGAGUCCAUCUCAGACUUGCUGAGCCUCCGCAACAUCUGGGCCGUGCGCGGCAUUUCUCUGGCGGUGCUGCUAGCCCUGCUGGGCAUUAACCUUGCGGGGGUCAAAUGGAUCAUCCGCCUCCAGCUGCUGCUGCUGCUGCUGCUGGCUGUGUCCACGCUGGACUUCGUGGUGGGCUCCUUCACACACCUGGACCCAGGGCAUGGCUUCGUCGGCUACUCCCCGGAGCUGCUGUGGAACAACACCCUGCCCCACUACAGCCCUGGGGAGUCUUUCUUCACUGUCUUUGGCGUGUUCUUCCCUGCAGCCACAGGCGUCAUGGCCGGCUUCAACAUGGCAGGCGACCUCAGGGAGCCUGCGGCCAGCAUCCCCCUGGGCUCCCUCGCAGCUGUCGGCAUCUCGUGGUUUCUGUACAUGGUCUUUGUCUUCCUGCUGGGCGCCAUCUGCACCCGAGAGGCCCUGCGCUAUGACUUCAUGAUCGCUGAGAAGGUAUCCCUGGUGGGCGUCCUGUUCCUCCUGGGCCUUUACAUCUCGUCCCUGGCCUCCUGCAUGGGGGGCCUCUACGGGGCGCCCCGGAUCCUGCAGUGCAUCGCGCAGGAGAAGGUGGUACCUGCUCUGGCCUGCCUGGGCCAAGGGAAAGGCCCGAACAAGACACCUGUCGCUGCCAUCUGCCUGACCAGUGUGGUCACCAUGGCCUUCGUCCUGGUGGGACAAGUGAAUGUGUUGGCCCCCAUUGUCACCAUCAACUUCAUGCUGACUUACGUCGCCGUGGAUUACUCCUACUUCUCCCUGUCCAUGGGUCCCUGCAGCCUUGUGGACAAGGAAGCCGUGGGAGCUGCCCGCACCUCUGAGCACCGGCUCGUGGAGAAGACGGCCCAGUACGGCUCGGGGGGCGUCCCCGGGGGCCUUUCUGCAGGCACCUUGCUGCAAUUCACCAGGGACAUGGACCAGCUCCUGCAGCUGGCCAGGAAGCAGGACAGCUGCCAGUCCAGGCGGGCAGAGAGUGAUGGUUCCCCUGACGGCCAGACGCAGAAGCCCAGAAAAGCCACUGUGCAGAGGCUGCAAGAGAGCUUCCUCCUGGACUUCACAGCCCCCAGAGGUGUGGGGGGACAGCCCCCUGCCUCUCUGGACAGCCAGGAGUUCUACUGGAGUGAGCAGACCUCUGGGCCUGAAGGGGCAGGUGAGGGACAGUGUGUCCCUGGGCCGGGCAGCCCAGCGCCUCUGACUGCCGAUGAUUUUUUCCUGAAGUCCAGGCUCCAGGAGCAUGAUGCCCAGAGGAGACCGAUUUCUCUCUACGCCCGCAUGUGCAACCCCUGGGUCUCCCUGUUGGGAGCUCUUGGGUCCCUUCUCAUCAUGUUUGUGAUCCAGUGGGUCUAUGCCCUGGUUAACAUGGGUGUUGCUUUGAUCUUGUAUUUCUACAUUGGCCAAACUAGUCCUGGACUUCACCUUGGAUCAGCCUCCAACUUCAGCUUUUUCAGAUGGAUGAGAUCGCUUCUGACUCCCUCCUGCAGGAGCUUGCGACCCUCCGCGGAGCAGAUUGUCCUAGCGCCAUCACUGGCGAGGGUCGACCUGGAGAUGCUGCAGCUCACCCAGGAGAACGCAGACUUCGCCGGGCGGGAUCGCUACCACCACUCCUCCCCAGUGAGCCGGGAACAGCUGAUGCCUCGGUACUAG
This is a messenger RNA of Sorex fumeus (smoky shrew), 2382 nucleotides long. It is a transcript of the gene SLC12A8, whose product is annotated as solute carrier family 12 member 8. Bases 1 to 2382 code for a protein of 793 amino acids. Gene Ontology annotation, molecular function: potassium:chloride symporter activity. The transcript is spliced from 15 exons. Gene Ontology annotation, cellular component: membrane. NCBI's taxonomy places the organism in Eukaryota, Metazoa, Chordata, Mammalia, Eulipotyphla, Soricidae. The record is from RefSeq and is a predicted model, not a curated record. Gene Ontology annotation, biological process: chloride transmembrane transport; chloride ion homeostasis; potassium ion import across plasma membrane.